CUCAGAAUCCAAAAUUAACAAAUUUACCUCCAAAUUUCAUUCGCGUUAACCAGAUACGACAAUGGCAUUUGCUGUCACAUCUUCACCUCUUCACACUUCUUCUUCUUCUAUUGACCAAGCUAAAGCCGCGCAUUUCGGUGCAUUUCAGCCGCUGGAUCGGCUCAAUUCCGCGGCAACGGCCCUGAAUUUCUCCACCAGGCGCUGCUCCGUGACUCCCUUGAAUGCCGAACCGAAUCGGAAUGAGUCUAUCGUCUCCGCCGCGGCAGCCGCAUCUUCCACUCCUGGUCUAUUGAAUGCAGCAGAGGUUGCCGGACAUGUGGAGGGAGAGGACUAUGGAGAAUUGGCGAAGGAGCUCCAGAAUUGUUCGCCGCUUGAGAUUAUGGAUAAAGCCCUUGAGAAAUUUGGAAACGAUAUUGCAAUUGCCUUUAGCCUGUUUGAGGAUUUCCAGAUUUUACUUCAAAUGAGAUUCUUUGAUGAAGUUGAGAAGCACUAUGGCAUCCGCAUUGAGUACAUGUUUCCUGAUGCUGCUGAAGUUCAAGAUUUGGUUAGGAACAAGGGUCUAUUCUCGUUCUAUGAUGACGGGCACCAAGAAUGCUGCCGUGUGAGGAAGGUUAGACCCCUGAGGAGGGCCCUUAAGGGGCUACGUGCAUGGAUAACUGGCCAGCGCAAGGAUCAGUCCCCAGGUACCCGGUCAGAAGUCCCUGUAGUCCAGGUUGAUCCUGUUUUUGAGGGGCUGGAUGGUGGGGUUGGCAGCUUGGUGAAGUGGAAUCCAGUGGCAAACGCCACUGGUGACAGCAUAUGGAGUUUCCUCCGUACCAUGGAUGUGCCUGUGAAUUCCCUGCAUGCGAAAGGGUACAUCUCAAUUGGAUGUGAGCCGUGCACAAGGGCGGUGCUGCCUGGCCAGCACGAGAGAGAAGGGCGGUGGUGGUGGGAGGAUGCCAAGGCCAAGGAGUGUGGGCUGCACAAGGGCAACAUCAAGGAGGAGAAUGUGAACGGUGGUUUGCAACCUAAUGGAACUGCGACCCAUGGUGAUCUCUUCGAGAGCAAGAGUGUGGUGAAGCUGAGCAGGCGUGGGAUCGAGAAUCUGGUGAAAUUGGAGAAGCGGAGUGAGGCGUGGGUGGUGGUGGUGUAUGCCCCUUGGUGCAGAUUCUGCCAGGCGAUGGAGGAGUCGUACGUGGAGUUGGCAGAGAAGCUUGCAGGUUCGGGAGUGAAGGUAGCCAAGUUCAGGGGUGAUGGAGAAGAGAAAGCAUUCGCGCAGGAGCAACUGCAGUUGGGGAGUUUCCCUACGGUGCUGUUAUUCCCUAAACAUGGUUCGCGUCCAGUAAAAUAUCCAUCAGAGAAGCGGGAUAUCGACUCCUUGCUGUCUUUUGUCAAUGCCCUUCAGUAAAAUUUUGUCUAUGCUUUGUAAGAGAGAGGGCAUGGAUUUGGAUGGUAUAAGCUUCUGUACCAGUCUGCUCACUGGUAGAAUACAGUAGUUAGUAUUUUCAAGGCUCAUUUUUGUAUCUUGUGAUUCAGGUAGCCAAUGAUAAAAUCUCACUUCACAUUGUGAAAGAUUCAUUAUUAAUGAUUUCGAAGUAAAAAUAUAAGUUUUUUUUUUCAAA
Molecule: messenger RNA, 1601 nt
Organism: Salvia hispanica
Lineage: Eukaryota; Viridiplantae; Streptophyta; Magnoliopsida; Lamiales; Lamiaceae
Source: RefSeq, a predicted model, not a curated record